Epithele typhae is the source of this 564-nucleotide messenger RNA. RefSeq lists its product as uncharacterized. Lineage: Eukaryota; Fungi; Basidiomycota; Agaricomycetes; Polyporales; Epitheliaceae. Bases 1 to 564 code for a protein of 187 amino acids. The transcript is spliced from 3 exons. The record is from RefSeq and is a predicted model, not a curated record.
AUGUCGCCCUCCUUCUCCUCCCCCCCGCCCUCGCCCCUCCUCAACCGCCUCUCCUCCUCCACCCCCCGCGCCGCUGGCAGCAGCGCCCACGCCUUCAAGGCCAUGCCCCUCAAGCUCGCCAGUGCCGCGAACAUCAUCGUCCGCCUCAGGCGCACCCGCGCCGCCGCGAAGGCCCACCACAUCGCCUCCACCUCGGGCGACGCGCCGCGCACCCACCCCGCGCUCGCCGCCGACGGCGCCGUCCUCCCCCGCCGCGUCCCGCUCGAGGAGCGCGUCACGUUCGUCUGCCGCGACGGCGUCGACGGCGCGAAGCUCCUCCGCGGCGUGCGCGCCCUCCUCCUCCAGCAGGCCGCCGACAUCGGCGCCAACGUGCUCGUCGACGAGCAGUGGCAAAUGACCAUCUGCGGGCCGCGGCACAGGUCCGACGGGUCGUUCAAGGUCCAUGUUGACUACUACGCCUGCGGCGCCCGCUCGCAGACGCAGCGGGACCCCCAGCAACCGGUCGCGCUCGAGAACAUCAAGGAUGUUCCGGGGCUCAUGACCAUCGUCUCCCGGUCAGACUGA